AUGAAGAAUGUCGUCCAAAAGUAUUCAAAUCCUAUUCAGAAUGAUUCAAUGGCAACUAGUCUUCUUCGGCUCUUCGGCUCAGACCUUGAGAAGACUCUUCUAAAGCAUAAGAUUUUGUGCAACCUCUAUACCCAAAUGACUCUCAGUUAUCGUAUGAGUCAAAAAACUGAGACGAUUAUUAAAAGAAUCGUUUCCGAUAAAAAAAUUCCCCCUGAGAUAAGGAAAUCCCCCUUAUCCAUUGUGUUUACCAGAAUUGCCCAAGAAAUGAUGUUCAAUGACUUAGAAGCUGUGGUGUGGUCUAUUUACCUCGAUAAGUUCGCUUGGACACAAGAUUUCGUCCCGUUGGAAAUUAUCCUUUAUAUCACAUCCUUGGCUGUCAAAGCAUACUUGAAUGAAUCAAUUUCUCCAUUUCAGGCUUUCCUUUCAAAGAAAUACCCUAGCCUGUCUAUGAUUUAUAACCGCUGAAUUGAGUGUAAUAGAAAAGCAAUGAUUAUUUUACCACAGGAGCUUAAUAAGAGAUUCAUGCUGCUAUACCGUCCAAAUAUCCAUGAGGAAGACGAAGCCAUGAUAAAUUAUAAUUAUUAUGUUGAUGAAGUACUUGAAGAUGCAAUUGAUAUGGAAAUUGACGAGAGAAAUUUCCAUCCAAUUGAGUUAGAUUUCCUAGAAACUUCGGACAGCCCAACUAAUUCAAUCAAAUCUGAAGAAGUCAGUGUUAAAGAAAACAGUUGUGAGAGUGCUUCUAAUAGAAAUUCUGGUAGCUUAAAUGCUGGCUGUCAUAAUGGAGCAGCUAAUAGCUGCCAGCACGAGGAACUAUUGGAUAUGCCAUGUCCUAUGCUAUGCAAAGCAGACUCAAUUUUUACAAUUCACGCGCAUCAAGAACAAAGCUCGUUAUUUAACUCAAGUAUCUCUAUUACAUUUGAGUCUAAUUUCUUCGAAAACUCACUCUCAAAUCCGUCAGAUUUCAGGCUUAUUGCAGAUCAUGAGAACGAAAUCGAAGAAAAAUUGCCAAGUCUUGUUCCUCAAGCUUCCUUAUUUUCUUCAAUAUGAAAUGGUCACGGUGUGAUCUGAACAACUUACUCCCCCCCCCCCCCUCCGUGAGCGAACAAAACCAUUAGAAAAAUCGCCAUUUUUUGACCAAAAACCCACCCUCCGUGAGUGAACAAAAAUUUUUUAAUAGAAAAAAUUUUAAUGGAAAAAAAUUUUGAUAUAUAAGUGAUAAUUAGUAUAAUGAAAUCUAGAGCUAAUUCUGUUUAAUUUUAAAACAAAUUGCGUUUUAAAACAUAAAUUUUGCAAAUUAAAUUAAUAUUUGCUUCCCAAUUUUUGCAAAUUAGGAUUUUUUUUAAUUUCGAAAAAAAUAUUUUUUAUAAAAUUUAUAUAUAAAUUGUUUUUAAAAAAAAAAAUUAACCCCCCUCCGUGAGCGAACAAAAUUUUUUUGUUCGCUCACGGAGGGGGGGGGGGGGUUAG
Molecule: messenger RNA, 1464 nt
Organism: Blepharisma stoltei
Lineage: Eukaryota; Ciliophora; Heterotrichea; Heterotrichida; Blepharismidae
Source: the annotation of a GenBank genome assembly